AUGAUAUAUUUUAAAAAAUUUUUUCUAUGUCCAAUUAUUUACAUAUUAUGUGUAUCUUCUUUUAUAAUCAGUUUAACUAACUUUAUUUCUAAUGAAAAGAUUAUAGAAAAAAUAAAUAUAAAAAGAUCAGUAGAAGAAAUAAAUAGUUUUAACUAUGAUAAUGAAAUAAUUGAUGAUAUAUCUUCACAUGACAGACAAAAAAGAAAUAUAAAAAUAAAACCAAGCAAACAUAAAUGGACUUUACCAAUACACUUUUGUAUCACUUAUCCUUUAAAUCAUUGGGUGAUAAAAAGAAUACUAAAAGAUGUUGAAAUAUCAACAUGUAUAAGAUUUAAUAAUGUCUAUUCCUUACGUUCUUCUAACCAGGGUAUUCAGUUUAUUUCUUCAAAUGAUUGUUAUAGUCCGAUAGGAAGAAUAUUUGAAAAAAGUUGGCAAAAUAUUAGUAUUGGAAAAAAAUGUAAUACUACUACAGGAAUAUUACGUCUAAUAUUACGUACAUUAGGAGUAAUUUAUGAACACAACCGGAUUGAUCGAGAUUUUUAUGUAAAAAUAAAUCAAGAAAAUAUACAUUUAACUAAUAUAACAAAUUUUAAAAUAUCAAAAAGUACUGCAAUUAAUAAUUUUCAUUUACCUUAUGAUUAUGGAUCUUUAAUGCAUUUUGGAAUGUUUGAUUAUAGUAAAAAUGGAGGCAAAACAAUAUCUCUUAAGGAUCAUCUUUAUGAAAAUACCGUAGGACAACAGGAAGUACUUACUUUCAAUGAUAUCAAAACAUUAAAUAUGUAUUAUUGUUCCAAUAUAUGUAAAUUUAAAAUAAUGUGUAAAAAUCAUGGAUAUCAAGAUCCUAAUAAUUGUUAUCAAUGUAUAUGUAUUGAUGGGUUUAUAGGUACUAGAUGUCAACAUUACCAACCAAUUCGUGGAUGUGGUUCAAGUUUAUGGCGGGUUCGUAAACAACCUACAUUUUUUAAAUUUUAUGGAAAACAAAAUUGUAUUUACCAUUUAAAGACAAAUAGAUUAAGAAAAAUUAAAAUAACUAUUUUAAAAAUUAAAAUGGAACCUUCAUAUUCUUUAAAGUGUUCAGAAAAAAAUUCGCUGGAAAUAAAAUAUUGGAAAGAUAAAAGUGUAGUGGGUGCAAGAUUUUGUCACCAAGGAUUUCCUAAAAUUAUAAAAUCACAUAAUAAUUAUGUCAUUAUACAUUAUAAUAGUUUAAAUGAUGAUAGCUAUGUUCAAAUGUAUUUUAAAGAGACAUUCUAA
This is a messenger RNA of Strongyloides ratti, 1251 nucleotides long. Its product is annotated as Astacin-like metalloendopeptidase. Gene Ontology annotation, biological process: proteolysis. Bases 1 to 1251 code for a protein of 416 amino acids. The record is from RefSeq and is a predicted model, not a curated record. Lineage: Eukaryota; Metazoa; Nematoda; Chromadorea; Rhabditida; Strongyloididae. Gene Ontology annotation, molecular function: zinc ion binding; metalloendopeptidase activity. The transcript is spliced from 2 exons.